UGGGCAGGGAGAGGAAGAGGAGGAUGAGUGCUGGAGUGCUCCCCUCAAGGAGGCAGAGAGCACCCAGCGGCACCCCAGCAGGGAUGAGCCAGACCCCAACAGCAGCCCAGCAGCCCAUUCCCAUCUCCUCCAGGCCCCGGACAUCCUUCCUCAUCCAAGACAUCCUCCGGGAUGGGGCAGAGCGGGGAGCGCGGCCGGAACGGGGCAAGAGCAGAGGAUUUGGCAGCCCAGAGGACGGGGAGCCAGGGGCGGCCACGGCGGAGGGGAGCGAGGGCAGCUCAGCCCCGGGGGCUGCCCCAGGGCUCCCCCCCAAGAGCCCUCAUCCCCCAGGAGCACCCCAAGGCCGAGGGACACCCCACGGGGCGGAUGCAGAUGCCACGGCAGAGACGGACCUGUCAGAGUGUGACCCCCCCCUGCGACGCCUGCCCAUCGCCCCGUGCCCCCCCAAGCAGGCGAAGCGCUCGCGGGCAGCCUUCUCCCACACCCAGGUCAUCGAACUGGAGCGGAAAUUCAGCCACCAAAAAUACCUGUCGGCCCCCGAGCGAGCCCACCUGGCCAAAAACCUGCAGCUCACCGAGACCCAGGUGAAAAUCUGGUUCCAGAACAGGAGAUAUAAAACCAAGAGGAAACAGGUCGCCUCCGAAAUCAGCAGACUGGACACGCGUCUGGCCGGGCAGAAAGCGGCCGAGCUCCCCGGAGCAUCGCUGCUCGCGCUGCGGGGCGGCUGGCAGUACCUGCCUUGCCUCUACUACUUGAACGGCUGGAGUCCCUCAUGGUGGUAACCUCUUUUUUUAAGUGGAAAGCAUCCUUUUCUCUUAAAAUAGUUUGGGGUUGGUUUGGGUUUGGGUUUGUUUUUUUUUUUUUUUUUUAAUAUUGCAUCGCUCUUUCUAAGUGCUAACUCGGGGACGGAGACCCCAUUCGUGGUAAUGAUCAGCAUCUCUUAGAUGCUGCACAAGCUUCUUGUCACUAACACUGAAAAAAAAAAAAAACAAACCGCAAACAAAACAAAACAAAACAAAACAAAACAAAACAAAAACAACAAAAAAAACCAAACAAACAAACAAAAAAAAAAAACCAACCAACCCAAAAAAACCACACACCCCCCCCAAGAUUUUAAAAGCCUGUAAUUCAGCAUGCUUGAUAGCACUGCUCUGGGUUCAAUCUGCAGCCGUAUACUGCAGGCUCUUUCAGGGACAGAAAGGGAUGGUUCAGCCCCAGAGACAGCGACUGCCCCUCUCUGCCCCUGCUAAAUCACCCGUGCCCCCCUAAAGCCUUUGUUUCUUGCUGAGAUCAAGCGGGCAAAAUGCAAACUGCUGCUCCUGGGCUGGCACCAAUAUGGCCCCAGCUCGGCCACUUGGGCCACCAGUUGUUGUAUGAUCUAAAACUUAGGCUACUAAAAAAAAAAAAAAAAAAAAAAAAAAAAAGCAAAAUAAUUUGCAUUUCUGCCAUUGAUAUCAUAAUUGCUAAAGGCCCCAGAGGGGCCUCAGAGCCCCCCAAAGAUUUCUGCGUGCUGUCGGGCAGCACCGCAGCCUCCACCUGGGGCAACUCAUGUGGCUUUUGGGGAGAAUUACACCGCUUUCUGCCACGAGCAACAACAACCCGAAGUGCCUGCCAGCCGCGGAGCUGCAGCUGGGGACCAGGUUUGCUGGGGAUGGAGCCGUGCCAGCCUCCCCCCACCCCCCAAACCCUCCCUCUGCCCUUCGACGGCCGAGAUGCCAACAACAGCCAAACCAGAAAGCCUCGGGAACACGGACAAUAGCACAAUGACAGAUGAGUUUUGCAUAUCCGGGUGUUGACGCUGUUUGAACGUUCCCAUAUAAGCUAUUUGAAAAAGCAGCAGCUCAAAGAGUUGAACGCUCCCGUCAGCUUUCAAAGCAGCAAACACCCUGUUUGCAAGUGGUGAAAUCAGCCCAAUGCCCAGUGCCGAGGCAUCGGGGCAGCAAGAGGAUGAGAUCUUUACAAGUAAUUUUUUUAGUGAGACAACAACCAUUUGCACUAGCAGAGUAGCAAAGAUUUUUAUUUUUUUUUAACUAAUCAUACUUAAAACUUUAGAUGCCACUAAAUCUAUGAGAGAAAGUGUAGAAAUAAAUGAGAUUUCCAAGAGAGGAAACACAUCAGCUGCUUUUUCUCUGCUAGUGUAAAGCAGCAGAGCUGUGCUAGAACAAAUUUACUCUUCUGAAACAAAAAUACAUAGAGGUUCCUUCCCUGUGAACCUCCAGAAACGUUCCUGUGGUACCUGCUCUUUCUGAAAGAGAAUUAAAAAUCACAGUGGUCCAAUUCCCUCCUGCAGCAGGGAAACGCAGACAAUUAAAUCAUGUUAAGAAACUGCUUAGAUCCGUCCCUUUUAACAACAUUAUUUGGAAACUGAUCUUUUGCCUUGCCAGUAGAUCCAGAUCUUGCAAGCUCACAGACAUGGCAAAGACAAAGCUGCUGGGGGUACAUGGAUGAGGAAAAACUCAGGAGAAGGGAGGACAGGGAAGGGAGAACAUGCAAACUGAAACCCUUUGCGGUAGAUACUCGUUUUCUCUUGCUAUCAAAGCUGCUUGCUCAGUUUGGAGGACAACCAGUUGCUUUCUAAUUGUCUGAAAGUAACAGCUAAUAUCUUGAGGUAACAUUUUUCUUCCAGCUCCUGCUCUCAGAUGCUGCGGAUCCCGCAGCCCCUUGGCCAGAAGGCCAUCUCCCCUGCGCUGUUGCAAUAUGUUUCAAACCCAGUCCUGCUGCUUAUCCACUUGGCUUAUCUGCUGCUUGGAACAACAGAAAAAAGAAAAAAAAAAAAAAAAAGCCCUUAUGGCCUCGAAGCCAAGCCCCCACAGGGCACGCAUCCCUCCUGGUGGCAGCUCCAGCGGGAGAAAGUCCUGCCAAAAUCCCAUGGGCUCACCCGGCCCCUUGGGAUGCUGCUUAAAUCGAUGCAGAGACACUAUAUUUGCACUAAAUUCACUGGAGUAGUGGCUCUGACCAUCCCGGACCUGCCCCUGGAUAUGGAUCACACUGUGUCCUCUGCACAGACAGCGGAAAAGCAGCAGGGACGGGCACAUUAUGCUGGGAAGGACUGAACCGGGCUGGGAAAAUUAGAUAUAAGCUGAAAAUUAGAUAUAAACGAACGUCUUGGAUGCUUCUUUGGGAAAAUGUUUGUGUCAUAACUACUUUCUUUUUUUUUUUUUUUUGUUUUACAACCAGUAAAAUAUCCUUUUUGUUGCUUCAACACCCAACUGCUCAUACUUAACGUUGCUGGUAUCAAAGCCAGUCCAGGGCAAAUAGUUGCUAUUUUUGUACAUAUUUUUUGAUACUGUUUUACCUGAUGUGCAUUGUGCUUUGGAAUAAAGAGCGCAGAGUCUUUAUUAAAAA
This is a messenger RNA of Tyto alba (common barn owl), 3345 nucleotides long. It is a transcript of the gene NKX3-1, whose product is annotated as NK3 homeobox 1. Gene Ontology annotation, biological process: regulation of transcription by RNA polymerase II; cell differentiation. Gene Ontology annotation, molecular function: DNA-binding transcription factor activity, RNA polymerase II-specific; RNA polymerase II cis-regulatory region sequence-specific DNA binding. Bases 24 to 782 code for a protein of 252 amino acids. Gene Ontology annotation, cellular component: nucleus. The record is from RefSeq and is a predicted model, not a curated record. Lineage: Eukaryota; Metazoa; Chordata; Aves; Strigiformes; Tytonidae. The transcript is spliced from 2 exons.